GGCCCGGCUGGCCCAGGCGGCGCGGGGAGCGAGGCCGUUGCGCAGGCUGCCCGCCGUGCAGGCCAUGAGCCGCGGGUCCGCCGGGAUGACAGUGAAGUUGGGAGACAGCGCCGGCGGGGAGGAAGGGCUCAAGAGGCUGGGCAAGAGGUCGGCCGAUGAGGACUCGCUGGAGGGAGAGGGGCCCGGCGGCGCGGACGCGGCCGAGGACGGCGGCGGCACAAAGAGGGACGGCAAGACCCCCCGCGACGGCGGCGACGGCCCCCAGGCCCCGGCGGGCGGCCCGCAGGCCCCGUCCCCCCCGCCCGCCGGCCCCCAGGACCAGCACCACUUCCUCAGGUCCAGCGUGAGGCCGCAGAGCAAGAGGCUCAGGAAGGACUCGUCCUGCGCCGGGGGGAGCAGCGGCGCCGGCGGCUCAGCGCCCCGCGGCAAAGGAGCUGACGGCGGUGCAUCCUCAGCUGGGAACGGGUCUGGGGGGCCGCCUGCCUCCGCUGGGGGCUCCCGCACCUCCUCCCGGAGCCUCGGGUCUUCGGGCGGCGAGAAGGAGGAAGGCAAGAAGGUGCGGCGGCAGUGGGAGUCGUGGAGCACCGAGGACAAGAACACCUUCUUUGAGGGGCUGUACGAGGUUUUGCUUGUUCAGGUCUCCAUAGUGACGCUGAACGCACUUUGCCAGCCCUGGCAGCACGGGAAGGACUUCGAGGCAAUUCAGAACAACAUCGCGCUCAAGUACCGGAAGAAGGGCAAGCCAGCCGGCAUGGUCAAGAACAAGGAGCAGGUGCGGCACUUCUACUACCGCACGUGGCACAAGAUCACCAAGUACAUCGACUUCGACAACGUGUUCUCCCGCGGCCUGAAGAAGUCUUCGCAGGAGCUGUACGGCCUCAUCUGCUACGGGGAGCUGCGCAAGAAGAUCGGGGGCUGCAUGGACGACAAGAACGCCACGAAGCUGAACGAGCUCAUCCAGGCGGGGGCCACCACAGUCCGCUACAAAGGGAGGAACCUGCGGAUCAAAGCGCCCAUGUGCCGAGCCCUGAAGAAGCUGUGUGACCCUGAAGGCUUGAGUGAUGAGGAGGACCAGAAGCCGGUGCGCCUGCCCCUGAAAGUCCCUGUGGAGCUGCAGCCGCGCAGCAACCGCGCCUGGGCCCGGGUGCAGAGCCUCGCCCAGAACCCGCGACUCAGAGCCAGUGGCUCUGCAAGGACAGGAUGGCUCUGGUUUCGAGACCGUGGACCUCCUUUGCUGCCGCGGCCGCUUCAGAAGCCCUCUCCCCGCGUCCCAGCCUCCGGCCCCGUGUCCUUUCUGUGUAGGAUGAUCGUGGAGCUCCAUCGCAAGGUCUCCAGCCUCAUCGAGUUCUUAAAGCAGAAGUGGGCGCUUCACGAAGUGCGAAUUCGGAAGGAGCGGCAGCUGCAGGACUCCUUCCCGGAGCCGUCGCAGGAGAAGGUGGCGCUGCACCUGUUCCCGGGAGAGAACUGCACCCUGACGCCCCUGCCGGGGGUGGCCCGCGUGGUGCACUCUAAGGCCUUCUGCACAGUGCACUGGCAGGAGGGCGGCCGGUGCAAGCAGAGCGCCAAGGACACCCACACGCUGCCCCCAGCUCAGAUCCUGGGCAUCCAGAGCGGGCAGGGCACAGCCAGGGGCCAGCUCAAGUGCCCGCGGGGCGGUGCUGAGGGCAAGGGCGGGGGGCGACCCCCAGCCUCCACUGACGCCUCGCAAAGCUCUGGGGAGAGUUCCCCGGAGAGUGCCCCUGGGGAGGGAGCCGCCCCAGGUUUCAGCAGCCUGGAUGCUCCCGACAGGCUGCCCCCUGGGCUCCAGGACGCCAGCGGACGGCUUGAGAAGACCCCUGUCACCACGGCCGCAGAGGGCGGGGAUGGCCCUGCCCGAGAGCCAGGGACCCUGGCCUGUGCCUGCGACCAGCUCCCGGAGCUGGAGGACGAGCUCUCCCUGCUCGACCCCUUCCCCCGCUACAUGAAGUCCUGCCAGGACCUCAUCAUCCCUGAGCGGGGCCGCUGCGCAGACCCGCGGCCCUCUGGGCACACCUCCCCGGAGACGCGCACGCCCAGCAGCGCAGAGGUGGCCGACCUUGCCCGGGCCGGGGCACUGUCCCCCAUCCGCGUCCCGCCUGGCCCGGAGCCCCAGCCGGACGUUUGCACUAAGGACUUGGCGGAUGCGCCUGCGGAGGAGCCCCCGCCGCCUCAGGGUCAGCCGGCUGCCAAACCGCUGAAGGACGGCCCCACCGGCCGGCUCGCCCAGCAGCUCCACGAGGAGGGCUGGAACCUGCAGACCUCCGAGGGCCUCACACUGGCCGAAGUCUACCUCAUGAUGGGCAAGCCCAGCAAGCUGCAGCUGGAGUACGACUGGCUGGCGGUGCUGGGCCCCGAGGGCCAAGCCUCGGGUGGGCAGGCCCAGGGCCUCCGCUCCGGCUCCCCGCCUGCCGCCUUCCACAAGCAGCGCCUCCUCAGCUGCCUCCUGAAGCUCAUUUCCACCGAGGUCAACCCCAGGCUGGCUCCGGAAGCAAACGCCAGCUCAGCCGUCUCGGCGAGGCCCGCCCAGGAGGAGCAGUCGGCGACGCCCCCAGGAAAGGUGGCGACUGUCAGCUCCCGGAGCCCACGCUGCCCUCGAAACCAGGCUGCCCUGCGCCACAGCAAGGCCUUCUCACCCAGCCCUGCACCUUGCUCCUCAGGUUUGAGAAACCCUCCCAGACCCCUCUUGGUGGCUGGUCCCUCCAGUGCCGGAAGCAGUGACUCAGACGGUGGCGUUUUUGCUGUCCCCACAACGUUGCCACCCAAUAGCCGACACGGGAAGCUCUUCUCUCCCAGCAAAGAGCCAGAGUUGACUUUACGCCAGCAUCUGAACUCCAUCAGCAUGCAGUCGGACUUCUUCUUGCCAAAGCCCAGGAAGUUGCGGAACCGGCAUCUGCGGAAGCCAUUGGUAGUCCAGAGAACGCUGCUUCCUCGGCCCUCCGAAAACCAGUCCCACAACGUCUGUUCCUUCUCCAUUCUGUCGAACUCUUCCGUAACCGGCAGAGGCUCGUUCCGGCCCAUCCAGUCCUCCCUGACCAAAGCAGCUCUGUCUCGGCCCAUCGUGCCCAAGGCCCUCCCGCCCCAGGCCGCAGGCCACCUGGCCAGUGCCAUUGACUUAGCGGCCCAGAGCGCCGGCAUCAUUCCCGGGAGCCCCCUCCCUGUCCUGGACGCCGAGGGCCUGUCCGGCAUCUCCCCACUGUCCCCCGAUGAGGUGACCGCCGCUGUCGCCGGGCAGGAGUCCACCGGCCCCCAGCAGAACGGAGACCCACUCCCCGCUGUAAGGGGCACAGGCGACCCGUUCAUCAGCGUCCCCUCGAGGCAGGAGCCAGUGGCGGACAGUUUCCAGAACCCGCCCGUCCUCUCCUUGCCUGAGCUGUCCAAGGCUCCUCUUCACAACGGGCUCUCCGCUCCGCUGCCCCCGGCAGAGGCCCCCAGCACCCGGCUCUCCCCGCCCAACGUCUCCGCCCUGCUGGACAUCUCCCUGCCCGGCCCGCCCGAGGACGUGCUCUCGCAGGGGGAGCCGGCCACGCAGAUCAGCGACUCCAUCAUCGAGAUCGCCAUCAGCUCCGGCCAGUACGGUGAAGGAGGCCCUCUCUCUCCAGCAAAGCUGAAUGGCAGUGACAGCUCCAAGAGUCUGCCCUCCCCGUCUGGCAGCCCCCAGCCGGACUGGAUCGCCUCCCCCACCCACGACCCCCAGUGGUGCCCCAGCGAUCCCACAGACUCGUCACUAAGCAGCCUGUUUGCCAGCUUCAUCUCCCCAGAGAAGAGCAGGAAGGUGCUGCCAGCCCCUGCGGGGACCCCGAGCAGUACCUCCCUGCUGGGCCCCAGCCUGCUGGAUGGGAACUCGAGGGACUCCUUUGUAUCCCGGUCCCUGGCCGAUGUGGCCGAGGUGGUGGAUUCCCAGCUGGUCUGCAUGAUGAAUGAGAACAGCAUUGAUUACAUAUCCCGGUUCAACGAUCUGGCCCAAGAGCUGUCCAUCGCCGAGCCCGGCCGGCGAGAGGCCCUCUUCGAUGGCGGUGGAGGCGGCCCCCCCGUUGGUGACCUGUCCCAGUGACUGCGCCUCGAGGCGGGGGCCUCCGGAGGCGGCAGAGGAGGGCUUGCGGGGCUGGGAGGUGCAGCCCUCUUCGGGCGAGGGGAAGCACAAAGCCAGCCGGGACUCCCAGGAGACUGUCCAAACAGAGGCACCUCCUCAGCCCAGAGGCCGUCGCAUGCAGGCCUGUGUCCCCGCAGGCCGAGGGCCGUGGUGGCCAGGAAGGGAAGAGCUCUCCGUGCGGCCAGCAGCAGCCGUGGCCACGGCGUCGAAGCAGCUCCCUGCGGGCCUGCGCCUCACUUGCUGGGUCGGACAUCCCGGGGGGUUUCUUUCCGAGAGAAAGGGGCGCGUGUGCCUGGCUCUGGUCGCCCCAACCUUGGGGGCUAGAACCACCCGCUGUCCGCAGGGAGGCUCCAGGCCACUGCAGCUUUCUUCCCGCCAAGCCUGCGCUUCGCCUUGGCCGACCUCUCUGCAGGGUGGCGACGGGCAGGACGGCUGGGCUCUGCCUGGUGGUGUCUGCACCCGGAGACAGCAGACGCGUCAGAGGACACUCCGACCCCAGUGUGGCAGCAGGGUCCUGGGGCAGCGUAGCUGGUGCCAUCUCCCCAGAAAUGCUGGCCCCUUGCCUUGUCUCGUGCUUCCCGCAUUGGGAGCCUCCAUUCCGGCCGCCUUAACGGGAAGGGGGAAGACUCACAUCUCAUGCAGCUUCCAUGGACUUGGGAGAAAACCCUGCUGUGCUGGUCAGAAAGUGUUUUUCUUGUGCGUUAAGAACUGGCAGGCGUUGAAGGGCGGAGCAGAGUCCCGGUGCAGUGGUUUCUCCCCGCGUCCGGGCGCGCAGGCUUGGCGCAGGUUCCCCCCUCUUUGAGGAGAAACGUCAGCAGUCACGGCUGCCGAUGGGUGACAGCAGGGCCUUGAAAUGCUGCCCUGUCACUGCCUGGCGUCUCAGACAGAAGCCUCGGCAGGGAAGGCUCUCUCUGGCUUUCGCUGGCAUCUGCGCAGGGUGGGCCCCAGGGUGUGGCUGACCCCUCGCACCCGCCCCGUGGUCUCCUGUUUCCCUUCUUCCUGCUCAGGGCGCCCAGGCAGGGUCAGACCUCCGGCGGCACUCAGAGCCAGUGCACUGAGACCACGUCCCUCCGGUGGGCUCCUUGGGGACCAGCGUCCAGUCUGGCCCCGGAGUGGAGCUAACAGGGCCCCUGCCUUCUUGGCCUUGGCGUCCAGCCAUGUCCCCUGUGGCUGGGCGCCAGUGCUGAGGCUGGGCCCGUGCCACCACCGCUGCCUCAUCCUCUGCCUGCUGGCCAGAGUCAGUGUGGCUCCUUGAAUCCCCCUGAGCCGACCCCUGUGUGUGUGCCUCACCUCUCCCCUCCCCAGCUCGCCGUGCGGUGGCAGCCCGCAGGGCCAGCCGCCUCUCCCCUGGCCUCUCCCCGACCACCUUGCAGAGGUGAGCCAGCAUGGUAGCCGGGGGAAGGGCGCCGCCGCUCCAGGCUGCAGGCGGCCCUUCAUGCCAAGCACGAGGCACAGGGCAGUACUUCCUCCCAGAAGGUACAGAGACACCAGCCUCAGAGUGCCACAGGGCUGAGGGAAAGGAGCUGUUAGCGCUGUGUUACGAGAGAGGGACAGCAGUCUCUGAGGCCAGGGUAUCUUGAAACCAGCUCAUGUCUUGUGAUCAGUGCAGCAGCUUCCUGAAGUUAGCACCUUCUUGAGCCAGACAAGAUCCGUUAGGUCUGUCUCUGGGCAUCUGACUUGGUUCAGUCCACAGUAGGUCUGGCUGAGCCGAGGCCCCUGCGUGCUUUCUCGUCCUUCCGCUGUCUGGGACCAGAGAUGCCAGGUAACACUGCCGCAUCCGUGCCGGGGCAGUGCCCAGUGGCAGCCUGCACCGCGCCAGGCACAAUAGAGGCCUGAGCUGCUUUUCCAUCAGGGACAGCCCGAGGCAGUCUGGUGGGAGGGUCGGCACCUCUCCCCUGGUGGCGUCUAGCAGGAGGAAAAGUCUGGAGGCUUGGAUCAGCCUUUGUUAGCCUUGAUCCAGCAGUGCCCCUGGCUUGGGCCUCUGACACAGACUCCCUCUGGGAGCAGCUGACUAGCCAGCAUCAUCCGUGAGAGGACAUGGCUGUGCAGGAGAGGGGCCUGUUCCCCCGUGUGUAGAGCUGCCUGGGUUACAGAGAACUCGCUGCUCCAGCAGCCAGGCAGGAAUAGGCAUUCGCUUGCCAUGUGAAGGGAAACGAUGUCAGCUGUAGCAUUAAAAUGAUGGAUCCAUCUUCUCCCAGCCCGAAUGACUAUCAGUGUGAUGAAAACGAGCGCCUGGUAAAGGCUGGAAUUCCUCACAGGGCCCGAGCAGCGAAGCCUCCCCUUUCCUGCGCCUUCCCAGGGACAGUCAGGAGCGUCUCCUGUGCGGCCGUGGCUUCCCUUGCACGUGAGCCUGUGGUUAAGACCGGGUCCGUGGCUCAGAGAAGUCUUCCCCGUGUCACUCCAGUGUUGAGAAUCGGUCUGCUGAUUGUCUUUUCUGAAGACUGAAACUCUCCAUCUCCCACCUCCAGGGAGCUGGUUUUUUGGCCUUGGUUCUUCAUGGCGACAUCAUGUCCCGUGAUGCGCCUUCCGUUGCUCACAAGGGAGAUGCAGGUUGAAUCCCUGAUUCCACGUAAGGCUCGCGAUGGCAUUUUUCUCAUCUCUCUGUAUCUUCCCCGGGGGAGAGGACUUGCUCAGGGAGAGGGGAUGAUUGGAAACAUGUCACUGGUUGCUCCACUGCUCUCGCACACCUCCAGGCUUGUAGCAGCAGCCCUGUUCUCUGUCACUCUGUCUCACAGCCUCGUCACUGGUGUGUCCUUUCAGUUGAAUGGCCUCUUUAACUGGAUCACACCAUUGAAUCACAUGUGUGCAAAGAAAAGCCAUGGAGUAAGAGACGCUUGAAACACGUGGAGGAGGAAAACAGGUGGCUUUUUCUUCUUUCUUGACAUUGAGUUCUACCAUGCAUUUAGGGGAAAUACGGCACUUUGUCUUAAGAAAAAAGAAGGAAUGAAACCUACAGCAAACCUUUCCUGACUGUCAGCUCUCCUAAUCCCACAGCAGCCUUUAAGUCAUGUGAGGUGAGUUAGGUCUUGGAAGCACUACAGCAACCUGUGCCCCUUAUUCUGUAACAGGAUACCCGGCUCCAGAGCUAUGCCUCUGGGCAGCAGAACUUACUGCGGUUUCUUUUAAUAAUCGUUAAGCCAUAUCACCUAAGGUUUUCGGCUUGAGAUGUGAAUUUGUUUUAUAGAUUAUAAAUAUACAUAUACAGUGUAUGUAUAAAGCAGAAUGCCUGUCCCUCCUGAUUAUUUUUUGUACCAUAUUGUAAAUUAUAUUAUUUAUUCUUUACCAAUUUUGGGAAUAAAAGGUGUUUGGUUAUUUAAUAUAAUAAACAAAAGCUGUUAAACUUCUUAUGUUUAAAUUUCCAGUUCAACUUGUAAAUCUGUUUUUAUUAUUGUGCAUAAAUACAUACUAAUACUUGAUCUAA
Molecule: messenger RNA, 7529 nt
Organism: Phacochoerus africanus (Common warthog)
Lineage: Eukaryota; Metazoa; Chordata; Mammalia; Artiodactyla; Suidae
Gene: CRAMP1
Product: cramped chromatin regulator homolog 1
Exons: 22
Coding region: 65-4069 (1334 amino acids)
Biological process (GO): pattern specification process
Cellular component (GO): nucleus
Molecular function (GO): chromatin binding
Source: RefSeq, a predicted model, not a curated record